UAGUGAUUACGUGCAUAAAGUCCAACUUGCUUACAGGUUGUGAUGUUAGACUGCCGCUACGCGUGUACCGUAUACGCGAUGCGUGGUGGUGGGGGUGCAUGUGCAGCUAGCUAGGCAGUAGCACAUUGUGCGUGGUGCACGGUGAUUGUAAACAUUCAACAACUUGUACUUGACAACAUGGGUGCUUGCAGUGCACACUUGCAAUGGAGAGCUUGGGCAGCUUUACUCGGUGGAGUUCUUGUCCACAUUACACUGGGAACAAUCUACACAUUUGGUAACAUGUCACCUUAUUUCACCUCCUACAUCCGUGAGUUCAGUCAGCCACAUGAUCUUCGUUACCAGGAGGCUAGUUUGAUCUUUGCUCUGAUGCUUGUUGGUCAAGGAUCAAGUAUGUGGAUUGGUGGGUUUCUGGAAAGAAAGAUUGGUGUACGUAUUGCAGUAUUGAUUGGAGGAUGGACCAUGAGCCUUGGUGUACUGCUGUCUUACUUCACCAUUGAGCAUUCAUUCACUCUGAUGACUCUAACCUAUGGUGUACUUCAAGGCAUUGGUAUUGGUAUCGCAUAUGCUCCACCACUUGUAUGUGCCAUGCGUUGGCUGCCAAAACGGAAAGGUUUAGUCAAUGGACUUGUUGUGGCAGGAUUUGGCGGUGGUGCUUUCUUCUUUGAUCAAAUCCAGACAGCAUUUAUCAAUCCUAAUAACCUUGUGGCUAACGUGUCAUUGCCACAGCGUCCAGAUGAAAAAUACUUCCAGGAACAUUCCUUAUUGCAAAGGGUGCCCACUAGCUUUCUCCUUUGUGGUGGAUGUUAUGCUGUGUUGCAGUUAAUAGGGUGUUUGCUGAUGUUUGAUCAGCCUGACACAAAUGUUAAAAAUAAAUUCCAAUCAGAUGACAAGAAGUCCUUGAUUAAUAAACAAACUAAGAAUGUGGCCUCUGCCAAUGCUGCACCAGAUGAGAAUGAAUAUGGUACAUGUAGCAGUAGUGAUGAAGGCAGUGAUCACCAUCCUGGACCCAUAGCUACUCAUCAGGAAAUAGAUGAAAAGAGCUCAGGCCUUGAUCUCCAUCCUAAAGAGAUUGUUAAGACGCGUGCCUUCUGGACCUUAUGGGCAACAUUCCUUCUGAAUGGACAGACCAUUGUUUUCAUUUCAACCCUGUAUAAGGCCUAUGGACUGAGCUUUAUCUCUGAUGACAGGCUUCUUGCUUAUGUGGGUUCAGUCAGUGCUAUCUUCAAUGCAUCAGGAAGGCUGUUUUGGGGACAUAUUGCCGAUGUGUACUCAUAUAAGGUUGCAAUGACAUCACUGUGCUGUUGUAUGUCGGCACUCAUGCUCAGCUUUAUAGCAACACCUGCCGGGGGAGAAGCAAUGUUCUUUGUCUGGAUAUGUUUCAUAUUCUUCACUUUCUCCGGCAGUUUCUCGCUUUUUCCCACAGCAACUGCCAGAUCAUUUGGCACAAGCUACGUUGGCUUGAACUAUGGUCUGCUAUUUACAUCUCAAGCUCUUACUGGCCCAGUGGGUGUACUGCUGUCCACUACACUGAGUGACACUGUUGGCUGGUUUGGCAUGUUUGCCAUGAUGGCUGGUUUCUCUUUCAUUGGUGCAAUUCUAACUGUGACGUUCAAUGUGAAGAAACUGAAUGGUAGUGCUCUAUAAAUCCAACUCUUCACUUGUGGACUUGAUUCUCAGAAUGAGCCACAACAGGUUCAGCAACAGUAUUGCAUGUUUAUGGUGGUGAUCGGGCUCAAACCCAUCACCCUUUUGAAAUGGUCGAUGUGUUUCUUUCUCCCUUUGUUUCUUUCUCUCCUUAUUUCUUUUUUUUCUGGAUAAUAAUUGUCUGGGACUUUUUUUCUAAUCUGUUCAUGAUAUAAACUCAGUGGAACUUUCAACAUGUAUAGGUUUUCCCGGCCAAGUUAGCAGAUUUGGCGGCCAAAUUGGUGACCAAUCACUCAUUUUCGCACGAAUUUGAAUGCACGUGGAGAUCAACAUUCAAUGAGCUAAAAACACCAA
Messenger RNA from Patiria miniata (bat star), 1998 nucleotides. RefSeq names its product oxalate:formate antiporter-like. Lineage: Eukaryota; Metazoa; Echinodermata; Asteroidea; Valvatida; Asterinidae. Gene Ontology annotation, biological process: transmembrane transport. The coding region runs from base 178 to 1644 and encodes 488 amino acids. The transcript is spliced from 11 exons. The record is from RefSeq and is a predicted model, not a curated record. Gene Ontology annotation, molecular function: transmembrane transporter activity.